Molecule: messenger RNA, 4899 nt
Organism: Carassius gibelio (silver crucian carp)
Lineage: Eukaryota; Metazoa; Chordata; Actinopteri; Cypriniformes; Cyprinidae
Product: phosphatidate phosphatase LPIN1
Exons: 21
Coding region: 299-2995 (898 amino acids)
Biological process (GO): triglyceride biosynthetic process; cellular response to insulin stimulus; fatty acid catabolic process
Cellular component (GO): nucleus; mitochondrial outer membrane
Molecular function (GO): phosphatidate phosphatase activity; transcription coactivator activity
Source: RefSeq, a predicted model, not a curated record
AGUAGGCAGCUUCGACUGUACUGCUGUUUGUCGUGUCCCGUAGCUAGCAAUGUAGAUGCGAGCAAAGGGUUAACUGUGAUGUCAGCUGCAGAGGCAGGGGCUGCUACUCACCGCAAACAGUUUCCACAUUGCUUUAAAUAAAACACCAGCACAGUCAGACAGGGUGUCAAACGCUAGCGACAAAAUACAUGAGCGAAAAGCAGCGAACAUCGACCGGAUUCAGUCGCUUCCGAGGAUCCACUAAGUACUUUUGAAUGGCUGUCAUCCUAACAUCUCUGCCGCGUCCCACAGCCAGACCAUGAAUUACGUGGGUCAGCUAGCCGGUCAGGUUUUUGUGCAGGUGAAGGAGCUGUACAGAGGCCUUAACCCCGCCACCCUGUCCGGCUGUAUCGAUGUAAUUGUGGUGCGUCAGCCCGACGGAAGUCUGCAGUGUUCACCUUUUCACGUCCGUUUCGGCAAGAUGGGAGUGCUGCGCUCCCGGGAGAAAGUGGUUGACAUUGAGAUAAAUGGGGAGCCAGUCAGUUUACAUAUGAAACUAGGUGAAAAUGGAGAAGCAUUCUUUGUCAAAGAAACAGAAAGUGAUGAGGAGAUGGUGCCGUUGCACUUGGCUACAUCGCCCAUAAUUUCAGAGGGCUCUGCCCUCAUGCAGGCCCAAGUUGGAAAAGGCCUGUCCCGUCUGUCUGAGUCUGGAAACGGAACCUCCAUUCAAACCCUGGGCCCCAUGCAGGCCCCUGGUGAAAGUUCAUUAAUGAAGAAGCGAAGGAAGAGGAGAAGAAAAUCUCAAGUAGACAGCAUAAAGCGAGAAGACAACGGAGACUUUUCUGAAGAUGAGGACAUGUUUCCCAUUGAAAUGAGUUCUGAUGAUGAUACAGUGGCUGCAGGAAGCAGAGCCAUGUCACGUGAGCUAUUUGCUGAGCAGGUGAAAGGAACUAGCAGCACAUACACACAGUCUGAAGAGAACUGGACGGCUGUUCAAAGCAAAGUGUUGGGGAAGACCUGCUCUUUACCCAUUCCCACCAGUUCAGGAUUAUCCAUUUCCUGCCCUCAACAAACAGCCAUGUUUCAGUCCACACACAGCAGCCCAAAUGGCUCCUUGCCAUCCACACCCAAGAGUGACUCCGAAUUGCUGACCAGCCAGAGGAGAGAAGGGAAACCGGACAACCCUGAGAUGCUCUGGACGUGGGGAGAGCUGCCUCAUGCUGCAAAGCCAUCAUUCCUGCAGCCCAUUUCAGAGCCUAUGGUGGUGACCUCAAGAUCAAUCCCACCAUCUGAAAGCAGACACUUCAGAGCCAUCACUGGAGAUGCAAUGGUUGAGUCUCAGGGCAGUGAUGUGUAUGUGCCUGAUCUCAAGGAUGAAGAGGCAACAUCUGUCGCUGCUGUAGAUGCGGAGGCCAUCAGUGCUGCAGCCCAUCUCAUCACAGACCUAGAGGAGGGGCGGCACAGUCCUGGAGCUCAUGCCAUUAGCAAGACAGACUCUCCAUCCAAGAAAAAAGACAAAAGGAGCCGGCACCUGGGAUCAGAUGGAGUAUAUCUGGAUGACAUCACAGAGUUGGAGCCUGAGGUGGCAGCCUUGUACUUUCCAAAGAGUGAUGGAGCAACUUCUGUGAGGGGUGGGGCAGAUCCGAGAAGUGCCAAUCAGUCCCCUCAGUCAGUGGGCAGCAGUGGGAUGGACAGUGGGGUGGACAGCUUUUCUGACCAGUUAGGAGACUUGCCUCAUAUUGCCAUCUCUCUCUGUGGAGGACUGUCAGAAAACAGAGAGAUCACCAGAGAGGAAUUCGAAGAACGAGCCAUAUCUUAUCAGGAGUUUGCAGAUAAUCCAUCUAUUAUUGAUGAUCCCAACCUGGUCGUAAAGAUUGGCACCAAGUAUUAUAACUGGACCACAGCCGCUCCUAUUGUACUCGCCAUGCAGGUUUUCCAGAAGCCCUUGCCAAAGGCCACUGUGGAGAACAUCAUGAAGGAGAAGAUGCCCAAGAAAGGAGGACGCUGGUGGUUUUCAUGGAGAGGCAGAAACAACAGCUCCAAAUCCGAAUCAGCAUCUGACCAGAUUGAAGGUGGAGAGGAUUCUAUAAGAACAGCAUCUGUGAGCAGGUUGAAGGAUGAAUCAUCAUCCAGUGAAGAUGACAGUGGAGGUGCUAAAGAGAAUCCUGUGAGCAAUCAGCCUGAAGUUCUCCACAGCACUGGAGGCCACUGCUACAGGAAGACUCUUCGUUUGUCUUCAGAAGAGCUAGCCAGUCUGCACUUAAAAGAUGGCCCCAAUGAUGUGGUCUUCAGUGUCACCACCCAGUACCAGGGCACGUGCCGCUGUGAGGGCAUGAUUUAUCUGUGGAACUGGGAUGACAAGAUAGUGAUUUCAGAUAUUGAUGGCACCAUCACAAGGUCUGACACCCUUGGCCACAUUUUACCCACUCUGGGUAAAGACUGGACCCAUCAGGGCAUUGCCCGUCUCUACCACAGAGUCAGCCAGAAUGGCUACAAGUUUAUGUACUGUUCAGCGCGGGCGAUUGGCAUGGCUGAUAUGACCCGGGGUUACCUGCACUGGGUUAAUGAGAGAGGCACCAUGCUACCCAUGGGACCUGUGCUGCUUAGUCCCAGUAGUCUGUUCUCUGCAUUUCACAGGGAGGUCAUUGAGAAGAAGCCAGAAAAGUUUAAAAUUGAAUGUCUGACCGACAUUAAAAACCUGUUCUAUCCAAACACAGAACCCUUCUAUGCUGCUUUUGGAAACAGAGCCACGGAUGUUUAUUCAUAUAAAGAGGUUGGAGUGCCUUUAAACAGAAUAUUCACUGUGAAUCCUAAGGGAGAGCUCAUCCAAGAACAUGCAAAGACCAACAUAUCAUCUUAUGAACGUCUGUGUGAGGUUGUGGAUCAUGUCUUCCCUCUUCUGAUAAGAGGGAACACCACUGACUUCCCCUGUUCAGACACCUUCAGCCAGUUCACCUUCUGGAGAGAGCAGUUACCAGAGGUAGACAAGCAGGAUCAACAUGCCAAGAGCAGCUGAAAAAAGAUCAAAUGCCCUACAAACUCAGCUCUUAACACUGCACUGCCAUAGGUAUUCCUCUUCGCACAAGCAACUUAGCACUUUGCAGACCGCAUGCCGCCCUCUGCCUGUCCUUUUAAUAUUAUUUUACAUUUUUAGUUUGUGCUAGUGUUUUUUUUUUUAACUUGAAAUAAUCUGAAUCUGGUAGGAUAUUAUUAUAUAUAUAUACUUUUUAUUAAUGAGGUUACAGCUAUUUUAAAGUGCCAAAUGCAUUAUUCAUAACCAAGGUAAUUACAUUAUGCUAUUAAAAAAAUGGUCUAUUGGCUUUUUCCAAGGUAGUAAAGAUAUAUGAGGGAAUACAGUUAUUUUAGUACAUAGUAUAAAACGUUUUUGAGCAUUAAAACAUGAUGAGAGAUUUUCAUUAAAUUAAAUAAUAAUAAUAAUAAUAAUAAAUAAACUCAGCUGUAGGUAUAAAAGCCAGCUUUAGUACUGUAUAUCUCAGGUGAUACAGAAUUUACACAAGGUACUCUUUUAAAACUUAAAGUGACCUUUCAUAAAUUAUUUUACUACUCCAUUUCCUUAACAACAAAAUUACAAAUGCAAGUGGAUCGGUGUAAUUGUGUCAUCCUGGACAACAUUUUACCAUAUACACACUUUACGUUUUGCCAAAAAACAUAUUAUUAUGAGGUAACUUUGCAUUCCUUAUUAUAUGUGUGUAUGUUAAGUUUGCAACUCUUACCAGCAAAUAUGAAUCAUGCAGGAACUGAUUUUGUCAUACCUCAUACCUAUUAGCAUGUUAAAGAAAAACAAACUAGACAAAAGCAAACAACAAUGCAAAGAUCACUCAGGUCAUGAAGUAUUUCCUACCUGUAUUAAUUCCUUUAUAUUAACGAGAUAUCUAUUACAUCUUAAUCCCUUUCAAUAAAUAUAUAUAUAUAUAUAUAUAUAUAUAUAUAUAUAUAUAUAUGUAUAUAUAUAUAUAUAUAUAUAUAUAUGUAUAUAUAUAUAUAUAUAUAUAUAUAUAUAUAUAUAUAUAUCACACCUGAGAAAAAAAACGUUUUUUUUUUUUUUGCUUAUUUGAGUAAUUAAGAAUAUAAAAUCUCCUGAUUCAUACUGAAUGCUAUUGUUAAUUUUUUUUUAUAUAUAUAAUCUUUAUAUUCUACCACCACUAACACCUCUACCCAAUUGUGUAUUGUUUUUGUCUUUAAAUUAAAGGAUGAAACGGACUGUAUUAUAAAAGCACUGUAUAAUGAAAUAUAAGACUUGUGUGAUGCAUAAAUGGACAAGCUCUUGUGUAUUCUCAAGUCUGUGGUUUUCCAUGGUUAUAAAGAAGCACAUUAAAUAAGCACUGAUGUGAUGCAUGAAUGAUGAAGGGGCUUUAGGGAUUGAUUUAUGUGUAUUUUAAUGUUAACCGUCUUAUUAUUCCGCAAAGAAAAAAAAAAUAAAAGAAAAAAAGAGUAUAUGAAAUGUAUGUGUGCAACGUGAAAAUGCAAUUUGUACUGAUCUCUAAUUGGUUCAGUUCGUAAUACAAAAUGAUUAUAAUGUCAGAUGACUGCUACAAACACUGUGAAUGAUCAGGUCAAACAUUGUAGAUUGUUUCUGCUCUUUCUACCUGUCUUACAUCUUCAGUUCAUUGAGAUUUAUUACUUUAAACAAAAAAACAAAAAAAAGAAACCUGAAUAAUAUAAGACUGUGUAAUAUGUUUUCUGUUCACUUGAAUUGUAACACCAAUAACAUUCAGUUGCAAUAGCUUUUGUUCUGUUUGCAGUCUCUAUGGAGUUUUAUAAUCUUUCUGUGAAAGAUCUUGUUGCCUAGGUUGUGGCGGUUAGUUUGUUUGUCGAGAUGUAAAAACUUUGGUUGCAUGUAUAUUUUAAGAUGCCAAAUCUCAGUAAGUAAAUUAAAAUCUCAUAACAUGAAUCAAAAAA